UCUGCUUACUCUGGAUCAUAUGCCAUCUCCAUCGAAAUCUUAAAGGUGACUCCUUUUUCAAUGAAUUCUUCUGUUUCAGAUCCAUUCUGGGAUCUUUUAAAUGGUAUCCUGUUAGCCUCGGGCUCUUUUAUUUGAUAACACCAAACAAGUGCGAUUCCAUUCUGCGUGGGAAGGCUUUGAAGAUGCAGCACCAGGUGAUUCAUCUCCAACAAGAGUUGAAGCUGGCAAAGGAGGAGAAAUCGCGAGCUCUCCAAGAGCUCGAAGAGUUGAGAUGGAGGAUGUCGUCGGAAAAAAAUGCCAUCAAGAAUUCAGUACGUUCCAAGGCUAAAAUGGAAAUGUUAGAGGCCGACUUGGAGAAAGCAAGGGAAUCAGAAAGAAAAAUGCUCGAGUCCCUCACCUCCCAAACCAAACAGCUCGAGCAGACCAAGAUAUCGCUCGAAGAAGCCAAGCUGGAUGUAAGGUCCCUCAACGAGAGCAUCAAAAUUUUGGAGGGCUCUGCCAACCGAGGCCCCAGAACACUUGGGAAGAGCAUCACAUUGGAUGCGGUUCAUGGUAAUGAGGAGAUUGGGGUGCUGAGGACCGAGCUUAGGCUGGCUUUGGAAGCAGAGGAAAAGAGCAAGAAGGCCAUGGAUGAUCUAGCUAUGGCCCUCAAGGAAGUAUCGACAGAAUCCAAGAAAACCCAAUUGGAGUUAGGUAGCACGAGGGCUGAAAAUGAACACCUCAAGUCCAUGAUAAAGCACGCAGAGGAGAAGCUUCGGGUGGCAUUGGAAGAGUCCAGGAGGCUGAAGUUUGAGGCAGAGGAAACAUUUGGUACUUGGAGUGAGAAGGAAAAUGGGUUCAUAAAUUGCAUGAAGAUGUCCGAAGAAGAGAUUACUAGUCUGAAAAGAGAGAAUGGUAGAUUGGUCGAUUCACAGAGGGCAGCAAGAGAAGAGAUCUCCAAGCUUCGGGACAUAUUAAAACAAGCGAUCAACGAGGCUAACGUGGUGAAAGAAGCCUUGGAGAUUGCUAGGACCGAGAAUUCUCAGCUCAAGGAUGCGCUAUCAGGGAAGGAUAAGGCAUUCCAAAGCAUGAAGCAGGAACUUGAAUGCCUCAAGGUCAGUGAAGCUGCUGCUCUCGAUAGCGUUAAGGAGCUGCAGAGCUUGCUCGUCGCCGCAUCUUCUAUGGAUUCGAGCAGAAAUACCAAUCCAUUCGAGAGUGGAUCAUUAUUCCCCGCGAAGGCACCGGCGAAUGAGGUCAGAGCUCGUAAACCAAUGGCACGAUUCCCAUCAGACCAAUGGAGAGUUGAAGACUUAAACGGCCGAGCUGGAGGCAGGCAUUCAUUGGGAGAUUCUGAAAGGUUUGAGGGAUCUAUAUUUGAUAUGGUCGAGCCACCGGAGCAGAGGAAGGAUCAAGCAGUUGCAUUGAUGGACAAAAGUUACGAAAAUUCGGUGAGUUUUGAUGAUUCUGAUCAUAUAAAUGGAAGACAAUUAGAAAAAUCAGAGUUCGGAUGGGAAUCGCCAAUGAGGCAGAGAAAGAAAAGGCAAAUUCUCCGGAGAUUUGGAGACAUACUGAGAAGGAGAAGCUUUCAAAAGUAGUGCCUAUCCUGCGUAUUUAUUUCAUUAUUAUUUAGGCCUGCCAAUUCUUGUAGCUUUUUUCUGUAUUCUCUUUGCAGAACCUUUUGCUUGUCGGCAGAAAAGAUAAAAAAAUGGUUCUUUUUGCAUAA
This is a messenger RNA of Phoenix dactylifera (date palm), 1702 nucleotides long. RefSeq lists its product as uncharacterized. The record is from RefSeq and is a predicted model, not a curated record. Lineage: Eukaryota; Viridiplantae; Streptophyta; Magnoliopsida; Arecales; Arecaceae.